CGACUAACAUGGGAAAAAAACAGCAAGUCAUUCUGUCUUCUCUUUUUUCUCUCUUUGAUGAGGGCAUCUGUUUGAAAAGUUGAACUUUAGACACAUGUGAGCGCUGGGGAAUGUCUGUGGGCUGGUGCGAGGCUGGUUUUCUGAAUGACUUUGACUGCAGUUACUGAGAUUUCUCAGUUGAACAUCAGGAAGACAGCAGGGGUUUUUUUUUUGUUUGGUUUUUUUUAGGCAGAUAUGAACCGAAACUCUGAGGACUGCUAGAAGACAACUUAAAAUCCUCUGCCUAAAUAAGGACUCAAGCAUUAAGAGUACUAUUUUUGACUCCAUUUUAGUACAUCUUUGUCAUUCUGACGUGUUUUUAUUGCACAAAGUGGGUGGGAGAUAUGGUUUCUGUUUAGAAGCCUCGUGGCUCAAAGUCUCUGGGAGUUACAUCCUGCAAUUGUCUGAGUAGACUGGGGAGAGUUGGAGCAUUCAAGUCCACUACAGAAGCAGAGAAGAAGAGUUUAAGAGUUGUUGUCAUAUCACCGUAAGGGUGACUGAAGCAGCCACAGCGGACCAUGUGUGCUGCACCUCUGGAGGAGUACUGUGGGUCCAUCUUCUGGAAUGCCUCAUAUCUGGAUAGAGAAGACCCCGACCUGCCGGUAUGUGUGGAACAGACAGUGUUGGUCUGGAUCCCACUGGGCUUUCUCUGGCUCUGUGCCCCGCGGCACCUGGUGUCUCUGUGCCGCAGGACGAAGGCGAAAACGAGACACUUUUCCAAGCUCUACUUCUGCAAACAGUUUGUGGUCUGUCUAUUAUUCUUGACGGCCAUAGCAUCCUUGGCAGUUACAUUAGGAGAAGACUUUGGUCCAAACUCAGACAAAUCUACACCUGAGAAAAAUGCUGGUGUAUACUACGCUAACCCUGUCCUUUUUGCUGUCACAUGGAUACUUGUGCUGUUAUGCCAGGAAGGAGUAAGACGGCGGGAAGGAGCGGUAGACUCCGCGACCCUCUUCCUCUUCUGGCUUCUCCUUGUUCUGUGUGACAUCUUUCCUUUUCAGACCCUCUUACGCGAGGCACUUAAGCUGGGUACAAUCAAGGAUCUCCCACGUUUUUGCCUUUUCAACAUUACCUUUGGGCUGGAGCUGGUUGCAUUUAUCCUCUCUAUUGUGGCUGAUAUUCCACCUGAAGCUGAGGAGAUUGUAAAAAGGAAUCCAGAGGCAGGGGCACCGUUUUUGAGCAGAAUUACUUUCAACUGGUUUAACAGCAUGGUGGUGAAGGGCUACAAGCGCCCCUUGGUUCAGGAGGAUAUGUGGGAGCUCAGUGAGAAAGACAGCACCGCAUAUCUCAGCGAGCGCUUCCAGCAUUUCAUGAAGUCAGAGCUGGGAGCAGCUCGAGUCCGAUACCAGCACAAGCUGAAGAAGAAACCAGCAAACAACAAAUACAAAGCCCAGGAAGAGAACUUUCAAAAUGGACUGGGGAAAGGCGUGAGUCAGGAUGUGCUGAUGAUGGAGGUAAAAGGAAAGACAGAAGAUGGAAAAAAGAAGAAAAAGGACAAGAAAAAGGAGGACAAUAACUAUCCCAAUUCAUGGCUUAUUACCACCAUAUACAAGACAUUCAAAUGGAUUCUGAUUGAAUCUGCCUUCUUCAAACUGCUGCAGGACGUGUUGGCUUUUGCCAGUCCUCAACUCUUAAAGUUGAUGAUCUCCUUCACUCAGGACAAAGCCAGGUACACCUGGGAGGGAUAUCUGUAUGCAGUUCUGCUGCUUGUAGUGGCUAUUCUGCAGUCAUUGUUCUUGCAGCAGUAUUUCCAGCGCUGCUUUGUUCUAGGGAUGAAGGUCCGCACUGCCAUAAUGGCUGCUGUGUAUAAGAAGGCAUUAGUGGUGUCAAAUGACGCACGCAAGGAGUCAACAGUUGGUGAAACGGUGAACCUGAUGUCAGCAGACGCCCAGCGCUUCAACGAUGUGACCAACUUCAUCCACCUGCUGUGGUCCUGUCCUCUGCAGAUCAUCUUAUCUAUAGUUUUCCUGUGGUUUGAGUUGGGACCCUCAGUGCUGGCAGGACUGGCAGUCAUGAUCCUGAUGGUGCCUAUUAACGGUCUGCUAGCCAACAAGGCCAGAAAGCUCCAGAUAGAAAACAUGAAGUACAAAGACAAGAGACUGAAAAUCAUGAAUGAAAUACUAAAUGGGAUCAAGAUUCUGAAGCUGUAUGCAUGGGAGCCCUCUUUCCAAACUCAGGUGGAAUCCAUUAGGGGGGAAGAGCUGAAGGUCAUGAGGAAGUUUGCCUACCUGACGUCUGUCUCCACAUUUGUCUUCAGCUGUGCUCCAGCGCUGGUUUCUCUUGCCACAUUUGCAGUGUUUGUGGGUGUGAGUUCAGAUAACGUGUUGACAGCUGAGAAAGCUUUCACUUCCAUCUCCCUAUUUAACAUCCUCCGUUUUCCCCUGGCCAUGCUGCCCAUGCUUAUCGCCGCCAUCGUGCAGACCACAGUGUCCAAGAAGCGUCUGGAGAAGUUUCUGGGAGGGGAUGAUCUUGAAAGCGACAUUGUUCACCAUGACUCCAAUUUUGCCACCGCUGUUAGCAUCUGCGACGGCACCUUUGCUUGGGAGAGAGAAGCUGAGCCUCUGCUGAAAAAUGUGUCCUUGGAUAUCAAGCCAGGUAGCUUGGUAGCAGUUGUGGGAGCUGUGGGCUCAGGAAAGUCCUCUCUCAUAUCAGCCCUCCUGGGAGAGAUGUACUGCAAAGAAGGCUUUGUCAACAUUCAGGGUUCACUCGCCUUUGUGCCACAGCAAGCCUGGAUCCAAAAUGCCACUCUGAAAGAUAACAUCCUGUUUGGUUCUCCCCAUGAGGAUAGAAGAUUUGAGGAAGUGAUUCAGGCCUGUGCUCUGGCCCCCGACUUGAAGCUGCUCCCUGGAGGUAUCCUCACUGAGAUAGGAGAGAAAGGCAUCAACCUCUCAGGGGGUCAGAAGCAACGUGUGAGCCUGGCUCGUGCGGCUUACAGCCAGGCUGAUAUUUAUCUUCUAGAUGACCCAUUGUCUGCUGUCGACUCUCAUGUGGGAAAACAUCUCUUUGAUAAACUGAUUGGACAUAAUGGGAUACUCAAAGACAAGACUCGUAUCCUGGUGACUCAUGGAGUGAGCUUCCUUCCGUAUGUGGAUGAAAUAGUGGUUCUGGUUGAUGGAAAGGUUUCUGAGGUUGGAUCCUAUAACAGCCUUCGUGCCAGCAAAGGAGCUUUCUCUGAGUUUCUUGACACGUAUGCUAAAGAACAAAGCAACCAGAACCACUCUGAGUCAGAUGGUUCAAAGGACACUGCAGAUGUAGAGCUCAUCCCUGAAAGAGAUGAUGCUCAACCCGAUUCGCCACUGGAGGACACAGUUUCUGCAACACUGAAGAGAGAAAACAGUAUCCGCCGUAGCCAACGUGGCAGCAGUGUCAGACUAAGAAAAAACAGUUCUUUAAAAAAAACAGAAGUUCCUGCAGAAUCAAAGAAAGGCGAGAAGCUUAUUGAGAAGGAAACUAUGGAGACCGGACAGGUGAAGUUUUCAGUGUACCUGCAGUACAUGCGUGCCAUGGGCUGGGGAUACGCGAUCAUGGUCUUUGUGGUUUACUUCAUCCAGAACAUUGCUUUCAUCGGUCAGAACCUGUGGCUGAGCGAUUGGACCAAUGAUGCAGUGGUGUACGAGAACAAGACAUACCCUGACUGGAAGAGGGACACCAGAGUGGGAGUGUUUGGAGCACUCGGAAUCGCUCAGGGCCUCUUUGUGUUUCUUGGUACCCUGCUUCUAGCCAACGCCUCUGUAAAUGCAUCUCGCAUCCUGCAUUCACGUUUGCUGAACAACAUACUGAGAGUUCCCAUGCUGUUUUUUGACACGACACCCAUAGGGAGAGUGGUCAAUCGUUUUGCAAAGGACAUAUUUACUGUGGAUGAAGCUAUUCCCCAGUCCUUCCGCUCCUGGAUCCUGUGUCUGCUGGGUGUCCUGGGGACACUGUUUGUCAUCUGUCUAGCCACUCCUUUCUUCACCAUCAUCAUCAUCCCUCUGGCCCUGGUUUACUUCUUUGUACAACGCUUCUAUGUAGCGACUUCGAGGCAGCUUCGUCGGCUGGACUCUGUGUCUCGCUCUCCUAUAUACUCCCAUUUCAGUGAGACUGUCUCAGGUCUAUCUGUGAUCAGAGCCUAUGGCCAUCAAGAACGUUUUCUGAAACACAAUGAAGUCACGAUUGAUGAAAACCUUAAGAGCGUCUACCCGUGGAUCGUGUCCAACAGAUGGUUGGCUAUCCGCCUGGAGUUCCUUGGAAACCUUGUAGUAUUUUUCUCUGCUCUGUUUGCCGUCAUUUCCAGAAAUUCCCUGGACAGCGGCUUGGUUGGCCUUUCUAUAUCCUACGCCCUCAACGUGACUCAGACACUCAACUGGCUGGUGAGGAUGACCUCAGAGCUUGAGACAAAUAUUGUUGCUGUGGAGAGAGUGAGCGAAUAUGCUGAGAUUGAGAACGAGGCUCAGUGGAUAAGUCACACUCGGCCUCCAGAGAAAUGGCCAAAGGAUGGAAGAGUACGGUUUGAGAACUUUAAGGUCCGCUACAGACCUGGAUUAGAUCUGGUGCUGCAUGGAAUCAGCUGUGACAUCGAAAGCUCAGAGAAGAUUGGUAUAGUCGGCCGUACAGGAGCUGGAAAAUCAAGCCUGACCAACUGCCUGUUUAGAAUAAUCGAAGCUGCUGAAGGUCGAAUCCUCCUGGAUGACAUAGAUAUUUCCACAUUAGGCCUGCAUGACCUCAGAAACAGCCUCACCAUCAUCCCACAGGAUCCGGUGUUGUUCUCAGGGACCCUGAGAAUGAAUCUUGAUCCAUUUGACAAAUUCAGCGAUGAAGAGAUCUGGAGGGUGUUGGAGCUCUCCCACCUGAAGGACUAUGUGGCAGGGCUGCAAGAAGGAUUGCAGCAUGAAGUUGCAGAGGGGGGAGAAAACCUCAGCGUUGGACAGAGGCAGCUGCUGUGUCUUGCCCGAGCCCUGCUGAGGAAGUCUCGUAUCUUAAUUCUCGAUGAAGCUACGGCAGCUGUUGACCUGGAGACAGACGACUUGAUUCAAACCACCAUCCGCAAGGAGUUUUCACACUGCACUGUGCUCACCAUCGCCCACCGUCUGCACAGCAUUAUGGACAGCUCCAGGGUGAUGGUACUUGAUGCUGGAAGAAUCGUUGAAUUUGAUUCUCCAAGCAACUUACUUGCUGAAGAGGGCCAUUUCUAUUCCAUGGCAAAAGAUGCCGGGAUAACACAGGAACAAACCACGGCUCUCUGAUUUUGCAGUUGUGUUUUUGAUGAUGUUUAAUAAUUAUUUUCUUCGUUUUUUGAUUUAAAGUGCUGGAUUGUACUUUGAAAUAAGAUGUAAGUAAUAUUUGUAUUUAUAUGUAACAAAGUAAUCAUAUUCUGUAUGUAAAGAAUUUUUGUAAGGGAACAAUAAACAUGCUUUCUCAAA
Molecule: messenger RNA, 5438 nt
Organism: Cheilinus undulatus (humphead wrasse)
Lineage: Eukaryota; Metazoa; Chordata; Actinopteri; Labriformes; Labridae
Gene: abcc2
Product: ATP-binding cassette, sub-family C (CFTR/MRP), member 2
Exons: 32
Coding region: 558-5261 (1567 amino acids)
Biological process (GO): transmembrane transport
Cellular component (GO): apical plasma membrane
Molecular function (GO): ATP binding; ATP hydrolysis activity; ABC-type transporter activity
Source: RefSeq, a predicted model, not a curated record